AUGGCCUCCAGAGAUGUGGCUAUGGGAGUGGUCUGCUUAUCACAGAUGGUGGGUGGAGUCUUGGGGAACUUCUCUCUUCUCUACCAUUACUUCUUCCUUUACUUCACUGGGCACAGGUUGAGGCCCACAGAUUUGAUCAUCAAGCAUCUGAUUGCAGCCAAUUCCUUAACCCUCCUCUCAAAAGGAGUCCCCGAGACAAUGGCAGCUUUGGGGUUGAGACCUUUCCUCAAUGAUAUCGGAUGCAAACUUGUCUUCUAUAUCCACAGGGUGGGCAGGGGUGUGUCCAUCAGCACGACCUGCCUCCUGAGUGUCUUCCAGGUGAUCACAAUCAGCCCCAGGACCUCCAAGUGGGCAAAGCUGAAGAAGGCGGCCAAGCAUGUGGGCUUGUCUACUCUCCUGUGCUGGAUCCUCUAUACGCUGAUAAGUGUCAUUGUCCCUAUGUACACGACUGCCAAAGGGAGUAAGACCAACAUCACAACCAGAAAGGAUUUGGGAUUCUGUUCUGGAGCAGGUGUUAACAAAAGCACGCUAUCACUGUGUGUGGUGCUUUUAUCACUCCCUGAUGUGUUCUGCUUGGGCCUCAUGCUCUGGGCCAGUGGCUCCAUGAUCUUCAUCCUGUUCAGGCAUAAACAGCAGGUCCAAUACAUCCGUAAGAACAAUCUUUCCCCCAGAUCCUCCCCUGAGUCCAGGGCCACCUGGAGCAUCCUUGUCCUUGUGAGCACCUUUGUGUCUUCUUACAUCCUCUCCUGCCUUUUUCAUUUUUAUAUUGCUCUUCUUGAUAAUCCCAGUAUUUUGCUGGUGAACACUGCAACCUUAAUCACUGUGUGUUUCCCCACUGCCUGCCCGUUUAUUCUCAUGAGCCGCAAGUCCAGUGAAGCCGGGCUUUGCUUUGCCUGGAUAAAAAUCACAAAGUCCCCUAAACUCAUCAUGAACCUGUAA
This is a messenger RNA of Otolemur garnettii (small-eared galago), 939 nucleotides long. Its product is annotated as vomeronasal type-1 receptor 4-like. The coding region runs from base 1 to 939 and encodes 312 amino acids. Gene Ontology annotation, cellular component: membrane. The record is from RefSeq and is a predicted model, not a curated record. Gene Ontology annotation, biological process: G protein-coupled receptor signaling pathway. The transcript has a single exon. Lineage: Eukaryota; Metazoa; Chordata; Mammalia; Primates; Galagidae. Gene Ontology annotation, molecular function: pheromone receptor activity.